AUACAGGAUUACAGGGAUAAUACCUGCGUUGAACAAGAUUUAGGAGAAAUAUGCGGUGAGGUUUUUUGCAAAGGUAACGCGUUGCCGCUAGCAUGAAAGCCAAGCAGUCUCUGUCGCUGACACGGUUAAACCCGCUGACUGCAUGCAAAUGAAUCGUAUGCUAAUGUAUGGGGGGUUGGGUUUAAUCGGUCCGCGGUAGGGACUGUACUGCCAGCGGUUUGGUUACCAGUGUGUUAGUCUUGCUGGUUAGAAAGGACUUGUGUGUGGGUGUAUUUUAGUGUGUUUGAGCCUGACAGACAGAUAGAGAAGCUGUAUUAUAAACCUGGAACGAGAAACCGCUGAUGACAGACCGAAAUAAAUACAAGGGGAAUGUUAAAAUGAUGGAAUGUUAAAUAUCUAACCCGGCUACGGCAAAGUAUUAAUUAAAACAAGGGGGGAAAGAACAAGAAACACGCAAGUAUAGCACCCCUAUGAUCAAUUGCUGGAAGCGAAUGAAUGAACCGGCACAUCUAACGAAUUGCAUUGGACUGGAGAUUCUGCGGGAGUACAGAACGGACACUUGAACUGGCAACAGCAACGCCAGGUUUAGAUUUGGAAUUCUAUACAAUUCAAUGUGGAUGUAAUUAGAAAAUAUAUUUAGCGCAAACAAACAAACACACAACCACAUUUUGACAUCAAACACAACCCCCUCUUGGUACUUAGAACCAUGUGAAGACCCUUGAAUCAAGACCAGGAGAAGCUUUGUGGAGACUUGUAGAAAGGUUCUUUCUUUUUUCUUCUUCUUCCCCCCCCCCCCCCCCAUCAUGGAAACCAAGAAGGAUUUCCACAGGUUUUUCCUUUGCCCCUCAGUACAGGGGUUCUGGUCACUGGGGGUCAGCCUUCUCCUCUUACUUGUACUGUCCCCCGAAUAUUCUAGUAGCCAGCCCCUCAGCACCUUCCACACAGAGAACCGGGACUGGACGUUAAACCACUUGACGGUUCACCAGAAGACUGGGACACUAUACAUUGGUGCUGUCAACCGGGUCUACAAGCUAUCUGGCAACCUAACCCUUCUGGUGUCUCACAAAACAGGGCCACACGAUGACAACAAAUCGUGCUACCCUCCCCUGAUCGGCCAGCCAUGCAGUGAACCCCUGACGCUCACCAACAAUGUCAACAAGCUGCUUCUCAUCGACUACUCCCAGAACCGUCUCCUAGCCUGUGGAAGCCUCUACCAGGGAGUCUGCAGACUCCUGCGCCUGGAUGACCUCUUCAUCCUGGUGGAGCCCUCCCACAAGAAGGAGCACUACUUGUCAAGCGUCAACGAGACAGGUACCAUGUACGGCGUGAUUGUGCCCUCACAGGGUGAGGACGGCACACUCUUUAUCGGCACGGCGGUGGGCGGCAAGCAGGACUACUUCCCAACCAUCUCCAGCCGCAAGCUGCCCAAGGAUUACGAGUCCUCGGACAUGCUGGACUACGAGCUGCACAGUGACUUUGUGUCCUCGCUCAUCAAGAUCCCGUCAGACACCCUGGCCCUGGUCUCCCACUUUGACAUCUUCUACAUCUACGGCUUUGCCAGUGGCAACUUCGUGUACUUCCUCACGGUCCAGCCAGAGACCCCCGAGGGCGUCUCCUCUGGAGCCUCCGCCAGCGACCUCUUCUACACCUCGCGCAUCGUGAGGCUCUGCAAGGACGACAACAAGUUCCACUCCUACGUGUCGCUGCCGGUGGGCUGCGUGCGGAACGGCGUGGAGUACCGCCUGCUGCAGGCCGCCUACCUCUCCAAGCCUGGCAAGGUCCUGGCUGCCUCCCUCAACAUCUCGGCCCAGGAUGAUGUUCUGUUCACCAUCUUCUCCAAGGGCCAGAAGCAGUACCGCCACCCCCCGGACGACUCUGCCCUCUGCGUCUUCUCCAUCAAGAACAUCAACGCCCGCAUCAAGGAGCGCCUGCAGUCAUGCUACCAGGGGGAGGGGCACCUGGAGCUCAACUGGCUCCUGGGGAAGGAGGUCCAGUGCACCAAGGCGCCAGUGCCGAUUGAUGACCAUUUCUGUGGCUUGGAUAUCAACCAGCCGCUGGGGGGCUCCCAGCUGGUGGAGGGGAUCCCCCUGCUUACGGAGUCCCGGGACCGCAUGACCGCGGUGGCCACGUACGUGUACAACGGAUACUGUGUGGCCUUCGUGGGCACCAAGAGUGGCAAGCUCAAGAAGGUUCGAGUGGACGGCCCCUCGCACGGUGGGGUUCAGUACGAGACCAUCUCUGUCAUCAAGGAUGGGAGCCCCAUUCUCCGUGACAUUGGCUUCUCCAUAGACCAGAACUACCUCUACGUGCUGUCAGAGAGACAGGUGUCCCGGGUUCCGAUCGAAUCAUGUGAGCAGUACACUAGGUGUGGAGAGUGCUUGAGCUCGGGGGACCCCCACUGCGGCUGGUGUGUGCUGCACAACAUGUGUUCUCGGAAGGACAGGUGCGAGCAAGCGGAGGAGCCGUUCCGAUUCGCUGACACCAUCAGCCAGUGCGUGAGCAUCGUCGUGCAGCCAGAAAGCAUCUCCGUCUCCGAGCACAGCGUGACGCUGACCAUGACUGUGAGUGAUGUUCCGGAUCUCUCCCCUGGAGUGACCUGCUCAUUCGGGAACUUAACAGAGGUGGAAGGCCAAGUGUCUAGAAAUCAAAUCCUCUGUCUUUCACCAUCGGCUAAAGAUGUGCCGCUGAUACCAAACGAUCAAGACUGGUUUGGAGUUGAACUCCGGUUGAAUUCCAAGGAGACGGGACAGAUGUUCGCCAGCACCGAGUUCAAAUUCUACAACUGCAGCGUCCACACACUCUGCCUGUCCUGUGUGAACAGUGCCUUCCACUGCCACUGGUGUAAAUACCGCAAUCUGUGCACCCACGACCCCACCAGCUGCUCCUUCCAGGAGGGCAGAGUUAACUCCUCAGAGGACUGCCCACAACUGGUGCCUUUAGAGCAGAUCCUGAUCCCGGUGGGCGAGGUGAAGCCCAUCACACUGAAGGCACGGAACCUGCCCCAGCCGCAGUCCGGCCAGCGGGGCUACGAGUGUGUGCUGGACAUCCAGGGGACCAGCCACCGCGUCCCCGCACUGCGGUUCAACAGCUCCAGCGUGCAGUGCCAGAACAGCUCGUACAUUUAUGAGGGGAUGGACAUCAGUGACCUGGCGGUGGAUUUCUCUGUGGUAUGGAAUGGAAAUUUCAUCAUUGACAAUCCAGAGACUAUUAAAGUGCACCUGUACAAGUGUGCAGCCCAGCGGGAGAGCUGUGGACUGUGCCUGAAGGCUGAGAGGAAGUUCGAGUGUGGCUGGUGCAGUGGGGAGGGACGGUGUACCUUGCGCCAACACUGCACACCACUUGCCAACCAGUGGCUGGACCUGUCCAGCAAGAACGUCAAGUGCACCAACCCGCGCAUCACAGAGGUGACCCCGGUGGCCGGUCCUCCCGAAGGAGGGACGCGUGUCACGAUCCACGGAGUCAACCUGGGCCUGGACUUCUCCGAGAUCAUCCACAACGUGCAGGUGGCCGGCGUGCAGUGCAGCCCCCUACAGGACGGAUACAUCAUUGCAGAACAGAUCGUGUGUGAGAUGGAGCCGGUCCAGCCACAGAUGUCACCCGGACCGGUUGAGCUUUGCAUUGGGGAGUGCAAACCGGAACUGAAGACCAGAUCCACGCAGCUCUAUACGUUCGUGGAACCAACUGUGGAAGCCUUGUCCCCCAGUCGGGGACCGGAGUCUGGGGGGACAAAGGUGACCAUAAUGGGGCAAAACCUGGGAGCUGGGAGCAGCGUCUCUGUCUUCUUCGGGAAUCAGACAUGCGAGUUCUACGAGCGCACUAUGACAGAGAUUGUCUGCUACUCCGCGCCCUCGCCCACUGGAGUCGGCCUGGCCCGGAUCGGGGUCAGUGUGGAUCAUGCCCAGGUGGAGGAGAGCCUGCAGUUCGAGUACAUUGAGGACCCCACCGUGCAGCGAAUCGAACCCGAGUGGAGCAUUGCCAGCGGCCACACUCCCCUGACUAUCACAGGGACUAACCUGGAUGUGAUUCAGGAGCCCCGGAUCAGAGUGAAAUACAACGGCCACGAGUCAGACAAUGUGUGUAAAGUGCUGAACGCGACCACCAUGUUGUGCCUGGCCCCGCCCCUCACCCUGGAAUACCGUCCCGGAUUGGACGCAGUGGAGCGUGCCGACGAGUUCGGUUUCGUCUUCAACAACGUGCAGUCGCUGCUCCUCUACAACAACACCAACUUCAUCUACUACCCCAACCCCACCUUCGAGCCUCUCAGCGCCUCGGGCAUCCUGGAGCAGAAACCGGGCUCCCCCAUCAUCCUCAAGGGACGGAACCUGCUGCCCCCAGCCUCUGGAGGUGCCAAGCUGAACUACACUGUGCUGAUCGGAGAGACACCCUGCUCCGUCACCGUCUCGGAGACACAGCUGCUAUGUGAGCCGCCGAACCUCACUGGGCAGCACAAAGUCAUGGUCCAUGUGGGUGGUCUCAAGUUCUCUCCUGGCUCAGUCCACGUGCUCUCGGACAGCCUGCUGACCCUCCCUGCCAUUGUGAGCAUCGCAGCCGGCGGCAGCCUGCUCCUCAUCAUCGUCAUCAUUGUCCUCAUCGCCUACAAGCGCAAGUCCCGCGAGAACGACCUCACACUCAAGCGGCUGCAGAUGCAGAUGGACAACCUGGAGUCCCGCGUCGCCUUGGAGUGCAAGGAAGCCUUUGCAGAGCUGCAGACAGACAUCAACGAGCUGACCAGUGACCUGGACCGAGCUGGCAUCCCACACCUGGAGUACCGCACCUACGCCAUGAGGGUUCUCUUCCCGGGCAUUGAGGACCACCCGGUGCUGCGCGAGCUCGAGGUCCCAGGCAACGGUCAGAUGAGUGUGGAGAAAGCCCUCAAGAUGUUCGGCCAGCUCAUCAACAACAAGGUGUUCCUGCUGACCUUCAUCCGCACCCUGGAGCUGCAGCGGAGCUUCUCCAUGCGUGACCGCGGCAACGUGGCGUCCCUCAUCAUGACCGCGCUGCAGGGAAAGCUGGAGUACGCCACGGACGUGCUCAAGCACCUGCUGAGCGACCUCAUCGACAAGAACCUGGAGAGCAAGAACCAUCCCAAGCUGCUCUUGCGCAGAACCGAGUCGGUGGCUGAGAAGAUGCUGACCAACUGGUUUGCCUUCCUGCUCCACAAAUUCCUGAAGGAGUGUGCCGGGGAGCCUCUCUUCAUGCUCUACUGUGCCAUCAAGCAGCAGAUGGAGAAGGGACCCAUCGAUGCCAUCACUGGAGAGGCACGCUACUCCCUGAGCGAGGACAAGCUCAUCCGCCAGCAGAUUGAGUACAAGACGCUGAUCCUGAACUGCGUGAAUCCUGACAACGAGAACAGCCCGGAGAUCCCCGUCAAGGUGCUGAACUGUGACACCAUCACACAGGUGAAGGAGAAGAUCCUGGAUGCAGUUUACAAGAACGUGCCGUAUUUCCAGCGCCCACGAGCUGUCGACAUGGACCUGGAAUGGCGUCAGGGCCGGAUGGCGCGAGUGGUCCUGCAGGAUGAAGACAUCACCACCAAGAUUGAGAACGACUGGAAACGGCUCAACACCCUCAUGCACUACCAGGUAUCAGACCGCUGUGUGGUGGCUCUGGUCCCCAAGCAGACCUCGUCCUACAAUAUCCCACCUUCCGCUAGCAUCUCCCGCACCUCCAUCAGCAGAUACGACUCCACGUUCCGGUACACAGGCAGCCCGGACAGCCUGCGCUCGAGAGCCCCCAUGAUCACCCCCGACCUGGAGAGCGGGGUCAAGGUGUGGCACCUCGUCAAGAACCACGAGCACGGAGACCAGAAGGAGGGUGACCGUGGCAGCAAGAUGGUGUCCGAGAUCUACCUGACCCGUCUGCUCGCCACCAAGGGUACGCUGCAGAAGUUUGUGGACGAUCUGUUCGAGACGCUGUUCAGCACGGUGCACAGAGGAAGCGCCCUCCCUCUGGCGAUCAAGUACAUGUUUGACUUCCUGGAUGAGCAGGCGGAUAAACACGGCAUCCACGACACAGACGUGCGACACACCUGGAAAAGCAACUGUUUGCCCCUGAGAUUCUGGGUGAAUGUGAUCAAGAACCCGCAGUUUGUGUUCGACAUCCACAAGAGCAGCAUCACGGACGCCUGCCUGUCGGUCGUGGCCCAGACCUUCAUGGACUCGUGUUCCACGUCAGAGCACCGCCUGGGCAAGGACUCUCCGUCCAACAAGCUGCUGUACGCCAAGGAUAUCCCCAACUACAAGGGCUGGGUGGAGAGGUACUACGCAGACAUCGCGAGGCUCCCUGCAAUCAGCGACCAGGACAUGAACGCCUACCUGGCAGAGCAAGCGCGCCUGCACUCCACUGACUUCAACAUGCUGAGUGCACUCAACGAGAUCUACUCCUACGUCAGCAAAUACAGCGAGGAGAUAACCUCAGCGCUGGAGCAGGAUGAGCAAGCGCGCAGACAGCGGCUGGCAUACAAAGUGGAGCAGCUCAUCGGAGCCAUGUCUAUAGAGAGCUGAGGAUAGGAGGAGGUGUCUUCCAAACCCAAUCAAACUAAUGAAGUCAUGGGACACACUGCUGGAAGGGACCAACACACACACACACACACACACGCACACACACGCACACACACGAACGCACACACACACACAUAUCUGAAUAUAUGUAAGACUCGUCAUCAGUGUGGCUACGUCAGAAUGGUGACGUCUUCCUGCAGUGUAAAUGGUUUCCUUUCUUCCAGCGAUGCAGCUCGUUUCAUUGACAGUUCCAGAUCUGUGUCUUUUACAGCUAGGGAUGGACCUUUUGAAAGUGCAGAGUGAAAUGUAACCUAAAGCAGCAAAUCUGGAAGGAACCAGGAGAGUUUCGCCAGCCAGCUUUGCAUGGGAAUCGAGAACUCUGUAUCUUGAAGCUGGGUGUGUGCUCUUAUUUCCCAUUUAUUUUUAUAUAUUCAUAGUUUUUUUUUUUUUUUUUUAAUUCUGGAUGCAAUUCAGCUUAUUAUUUUUGUAUUUUAUCUCAUCAUCGAGUGGGUUACUGUGCGUGACAAAAAUCUUAUUUUUUUUUUAAACUAACUGAAAAAGUACUGGUACUGUACGUGGACUGCUUUUAGACAUGUCUUUUGAGCUGCUGGCACAAAUUUGCACUUAAAAACUUCCCUUACCCAAGAAAAAAAAAACAACAUCCAAGAGCUGAGAUUGGAUGAAAUAUGAAGACUUGCCUUCGGUAUGGCUUGGAUGUGCCGACUUCAGAGUCUUAAAAGACGUGUGUUCAAAGUCCCCCAAAGGCUUUCGCGCACAAACCUCAUGCGCUGGAAGGGAGGGGGACCAGUGUUGCGUAGCUUGGGAAUGCAUCAACAAGGACCCUGCCUCUUUUAAAGGACUUGCUACUAGAAGAAAUGUAAUUACAACUAAGUUUAGUUUUUUGUUUUUAAAUCUCGUUUGCGUUUGUGUAUAAAUCCAGUAUAUAUAUAUAUCCAUAACUUUUCCACAGGGCUUCUGAAGGAGAGUCAUAACAGUCUUAGUUCAGCCCGUUUCGACAAGCCUCUUAAAGCUUGUCUUUUCAAUUCUCUCUGCUGGGCCAAAAUAUUCUGAUUGCAGUACUUGAGCACCAUGAACUCAAAGACAGCACAGUAUAGAUCUGUUCUGAGAUUGUGUACACUGCAUACCCCUCCCCUCCAUGCAUGUCAUCACUUGUGAGUCAUCAAGGCUUUACAGAUCCGCUCCGCUUACCUUGAAAUGCCAGGGCAUCGUAGAUCUCUGCUAACUCAGGACAGGGCAUGUUCGGUUUCACUCAGUCUGACCAAUAAGACAUUGAAAAAGAUGAAUCAUUUUGAAACCCUGUUUACAUUAAAGUUUACAAAUGAGUUAGACCAACGUAUAUAUGUAUCACAACCAUGUGAGGAGCACAUCAGUACUCACAGCCACCUAGACCUGUGGCUGUACUGCCAGAGCAAUGCAUGCAAACAAAUGCUGUUGACAUUAAGUAUUCAGCUGCACUUUAAAUUAAGAACCAGGGAAGGAAGCGAACAAGCAGAAUACAGAAUGUGCCAAUAACCAACAGAGGAGUUCUGUGUAGCAGUGGACUUGUAUACCGAUUUCUAUAUUUUCAUAUACAGUAGAAUAGUUUGAAAAUCUCAACCCUCACCCCAAACACAGCAUGGUGAACCCCUUACUGUGCAGUAGUUUAGUCACCAGGAGAGCGUUGCCUUCUGUUCCAUUCAUGCCAAAGGGCCACAUUCACGAAGGCUGGGAAAUGCAGCACUGUGUUUACUUUGCAGCUGCCAGCACAGCAAACGCUUUAUGAAUAUCGGACACCAUUCUUUCAAAUCUUAAAAUGACAUUAUAGGGAAGCAGGAAUGUGAACAGACAAGGAAUUCCACUGGAAAGGAAUUGAAUUAAACUACAGGAGUGACAUUUGUAACCGUGCACAUUAAGGCAAGGGUUUCCCAACCUGGGGGCAAUGUUGCACGUGCCAAGGGAGGAGCCAUUUAAGUACAUGAGCAACGCUGUCAGGUGCUUUUCUGCUUGUUUGUUCUAAUGCAACACUUACUACCUUGACCUCAGCUCUAUCGGAAAUAUUUAUAGUCUUCAUACAGUUACCAUUAUACAUCAAAAUGGGAGUGACCCUAAUUACAGUUUGGGAACCCCCCUGUGUUUGGGGAGCCAGUCAGUGAGAGAUCUGAAAGGAUAAAAAAAGAUGACAAGCUGUACCUUUUAUUGUAGCGUUCAAAAAAGGCAUUCACGUGCACAUUGUUCUUAAGUCCCCAAAGGUCUCUUGUGACAGACUUAACAUUUCAAUAAGAAUGUCAGAUGGCUCCAUUAAUUCCUACUCUGUUAUUCUUCAUAAUGUGUUGCAGAGAGCCAACAGGUAAUUAGCAGUGCUAACAUACUGCAGCCCGGUUAGGGGAAUUGAGUUUGCUACAGUAUUCAUUCCUCGCAGUGCAGUGUUUACAUCAAAAGAUACUUGAAAUAAGCUAUUUAUUGAAGCGUAUUUAAUGAUGACAACAUUAGACUAGAAGAAUGUUAAGGAAAAGGAAGGCAGGUUCACUUCUCUGUAAGCCAAGGUCAGUUCUGUCUUUGUGCACCAGCUAAGUUUCAGUCCCACUUGGCUGUUAAACUUGGACAAUGAAAAAAAGAAAACCCUUCUUCUUCAGGACUAUGGGACUCGCUGGUUGAUACUGUCCACUUCUUAUUCAUCUACAUUAGGAGUAGAUAUGGACUUGUACCUGCAGGCACAGCACUCACCAGCUUGUCAUGCUUGUUUUGAAGAGUGUUUCAAAAAGCCCUUUAGCUUUGGUUUUCUGCUCUUGCUUUGAAGCGCGACUUUGAUCUCUGAGUCAUGUGCGCACCAUGUGAUCAAGAGAUGUGGACUUCAAAAGGUCCCCAAGACACGGACAGCAGUGCUUGACAUCUGAUUAGUCUGUACAGCAGCUGGAGAGCUUCGGCUUCAACCCUCUGUCAUCCUAAACCAAGCACCUGAUUUUAAACAGCGCUUAGAAUAUCACCAGAUUGGUCGAGACAAAGCUUUGGGAUUUCUUCCAGGCUAAGGCCCCAGAAACCUUGAAGUCUUUAUCCUCUCGCAUCAGGGGUAAGCACCUUGGGUAUAAAACAGUAGUCACCUGUCAUAAUGAGCAGCAGUAUUCUGAAUACACUGCAGGACCUGCUGUUGUUUCUUGGUAUUGGUAGCUUGUCUUUGUAAAUGAGAAUGUGUACUCGGUUAACUCUGGAUAAAUAAAGGUUUUGAUUGAUUGUAUUUAAUAAAACCAAAAAAUAAAUGAAAGACCUGGUCCAUAAUAACCUUGCGAUACCUUAAGCAUGUCUUGGCAGUCCUAUAAUUUUUGAGGUACUCUACUGUACUACACAUUUCCACCAGACUUUGAUGCGUAGUAACUUGGUGAACUAAAAUAAUUAUUGUAUUGCUAAUGGACCCAAAAACAUCCUUAACUCUGCAGGUGCUAUUCAUCGACAGUGUACCUCUGUCAUAUUGAAAGAUCAUUCGGGCCAAACUGACCAUUAUUGAGUGACCAAAUCCUAUUAAGUCAUCCAGCAGAUUUAUUUUCAGGCUUGCAUUAUGGAAUCCAUUAUGAGAUCAGUGAGUUUCUGGUAAAGGGGUUGGGGGGAGGGGGGGUGCAUGUGGAGCAUGCACAUCAGCAAUUUGAAAUAUUAUUGUUUGGUCUAGGUUUUUUUUCUUACUAUUUAAGACAUUAUACAAAAUAUCAGAUAGUGUAAUAAAGCAUUAACCACAGUUGUAGCCAGAGAGAGUCUCUGCAGUGUGUUCUGUAGAUAGAACCCUACUGUACGCAGGCUUUGUGAAUUCUAGCCUUGACCUCUAGAACAUAGAGGUUGAUACGCCUUCCGAGCCAACCUUGACCCCUGACCUUUAAACCCUAAUACUUUAAAGAGAAUUCAUCUUCAUUUAACGAAAUAACGAACUUCUGUCAAUCGAAACUACAGUAGUAUCGAAGCUCCAUGUGCCAGGUUCAAUUUGUAUUUAUUUAAGGUUGUUUUUAACAUGACUAUACGCUGUGGCAGGAUGACAAAAGAAGAAACAGCAAAGAAAAAUACAGUUAAAAUAAGUCUAGAAGGGAAUUGAGUUUAGAGUGGACAUUUCAGGCUUUUCCCACUGAAGGGAUUAUAUAUAUAUAUAUAUAUAUAUAUAUAUAUAUAUAUAUAUAUAUAUAUAUAUAUAUAUAUAUAUAUAUAUAUAUAUAUAUAUAUAUACAAUAAAGCCGAAUGAGCUGCGGUCCUACAGAGCAGGGAGAAGAGGAUUUGAUUAUAGAAGUUUGACACAAUCAAAUAUCAGUAUGUUUUAUGCACUUUCAGAAUGUUCUGGGUUGAAGUCAGCAGCCCAGUUUUGUGUCCUGUUGCUGCAGAACAGCAUAAAAAAAUUAAAUAAAUACACAAGCUUAGAGCUUAUCACUUGCAAGCCCAAACCAUGUGACUCUUGCCUCUCCUCCCUGUCCUACCUAUCCAUUCAUUCAUUUGUAGACACUGGAGUUCUGUAUUAUAGUAAAUAAAAUAAAAUACAAUGGCUGUCUGUUAUUAUUGUUGUUUUAUAAAAGGUGUUGUGAAAAUUGUAAGAAAGUCAAAAGUAUUUAAAAAAAAAGAUAAAAGCAGUUCUGAAAAAGUUGUCUGUUUGUUUUUUUUUGUUAAUGAUAAUAUAUUAUUGUGUACCUAUUGUAAAUAUGAAACUCUGCUAUUUUGCAAGCCAAGGAUUCACUUUGUACUGUUGUUAUAUAUAAAUAAACUUUACUGGUUAAAAAAUGUA
Messenger RNA from Acipenser ruthenus (sterlet), 11247 nucleotides. RefSeq names its product plexin-A2. Gene Ontology annotation, cellular component: semaphorin receptor complex. Gene Ontology annotation, molecular function: protein binding; semaphorin receptor activity. The record is from RefSeq and is a predicted model, not a curated record. NCBI's taxonomy places the organism in Eukaryota, Metazoa, Chordata, Actinopteri, Acipenseriformes, Acipenseridae. The transcript is spliced from 32 exons. Bases 804 to 6503 code for a protein of 1899 amino acids. Gene Ontology annotation, biological process: regulation of GTPase activity; semaphorin-plexin signaling pathway involved in axon guidance; regulation of cell migration.